This is a messenger RNA of Coregonus clupeaformis (lake whitefish), 1535 nucleotides long. Its product is annotated as progesterone-induced-blocking factor 1-like. The record is from RefSeq and is a predicted model, not a curated record. NCBI's taxonomy places the organism in Eukaryota, Metazoa, Chordata, Actinopteri, Salmoniformes, Salmonidae. The transcript has 4 exons. Bases 665 to 940 code for a protein of 91 amino acids.
UCCUAACCCACAGUAGUACAGGCUCCUAACCCACAGUAGUACAGGCUCCUAACCCACAGUAGUACAGUCUCCUACCCCACAGUACUACAGGCUCCUAACCCACAGUAGUACAGGCUCCUACCCCACAGUACUACAGGCUCCUAACCCACAGUACUACAGGCUCCUAACCCACAGCAGUACAGGCUCCUAACCCACAGUAGUACAGGCUAACUAACUAAGUAGUGUUGUCUCACCCACACUAUCCUAACCACACCUUCCUUCCUGUCACCUCUAUCUCCACACACACGCUGUUCAACAUCAUAUUGGGAGGGUUGCCAACAUGGAAACAUAUUCCACCUGAAAGGUGUGUUUCUUUAAGAGGACCCUCCCAAUCAAAGGCCAAGUCAGUGACUGUUGCAUGAAUCAACAAACGGGUUAAACGUGUGUGUGUGUGUGUGUGUGUGUGUGUGUGUGUGUGUGUGUGUGUGUGUGUGUGUGUGUCUCCUAGCUGGAAGCAGCUAACCAUCUCCUUCAGCAGACCCAGCAGCCCUACAGUUACCUGAUCGACACGGUGAGACAGAGAGACACACAGAUACUGUCCCUCAGAGAACGCAUCACACAGCUGGAGGACGACACCAGAUCUCUGAGGAAAGAGAAGACGUCUCUCCAACAGGUGAAGAACAACAUGGCCUCUGACCUGGAGCGCCUGCUCAACCACCGAGAGGAGUUGUCUGUGAUGAAGCAGGUUCUGCUCAGUAUGAGGUCCAGAAUGACUGAGUCUCAGCCCCUCCUGGAUCCUGACGGGGCUGGGACGGCGGUGGCCUUCAGCAGACCCAAACGCCUCAGCAGAACCACAGAGGAGGAUGAGCAGAACCCUCACACACACAGACCCAAACCCACCGUGUUCACAAAUAAAGAAGCUCCUGAAUGGCACAGGAAAGUCAAGCUCCAGCCUAAAUGACCAAUGACCUUACAGGAGGAUCAAAUGGGAUUUGUGUAGACACUCCAAACCAGUUGUAUUUACAGUACCGUAUUGGUAAUAGUAUUUCAUCUGUGUUUCUUGUGCUGUUGUCAUGGUUUUAUUUACAGUACUGUAUUGGUAAUAGUGUUUCAUCUGUGUUUCUUGUGCUGUUGUUAUGGUUUUAUUUACAGUACCGUAUUGGUAAUAGUAUUUCAUCUGUGUUUCUUGUGCUGUUGUUAUGGUUUUAUUUACAGUACUGUAUUGGUAAUAGUAUUUCAUCUGUGUUUCUUGUGCUGUUGUUAUGGUUUUAUUUACAGUACUGUAUUGGUAAUAGUAUUUCAUCUGUGUUUCUUGUUCUGUUGUUAUGGUUUUAUUUACAGUACUGUAUUGGUAAUAGUGUUUCAUCUGUGUUUCUUGUGCUGUUGUUAUGGUUUUAUUUACAGUACUGUAUUGGUAAUAGUGUUUCAUCUGUGUUUCUUGUUCUGUUGUAAAACCUUUUUAUAUAAAAUCUGUCAAAAGUACUCACUCCACUCGUCUUCAGAUUUCUGUUUUGCUGGUGACCCUAGCCCUGACCCUAGCCCUGACCCUAGCCCUG